GUUCCGUUCUUUCCAAGAUGGCGGAACUUUAGUUUAGGCAGGGUCCUGCCGCGUCAAGAUUUUAAAGGAAAAUAAAAUGCUUUAGUGUGUGUUUUAUGGGAUAUAUGUGUCCUUCUUUUUGCGAUCCGAGGAGCCCCCGGAGGAUGCGCUGCGCCUACCUUAAGCUGAAUGCAUUGUGAUUUCCAAUAAUUGAGACAGUGAUUCUGAAAGCUGUCUACAUUAAUGAAAAGAACAAUGUAGUCAGCUUAGCAUAUUCAACAGUGGUACAUGAUCAAUACAGAGAUGUGCUUCUGCAUGCGUUCUGGUACUAGAUAAGGACGUUUGUCUCCAAGUUAGACUCUUUUUAAACUCUGAAUUUGCAGUGAGUUCAGGCGUUAAGCUGUCACUAUAGCCACAAUGGAAGUAGAUGAUAUUUUGCCACCUCUCCCCUUGGAGCCACCUGACGAUUUUGGCCAAGAUGAGGGAAGAGCCCCUCCACCACCUCCCCUGCAAACGUCCAGUGACGCAGAGGUAAUGGACGUUAGCUCUGGUGGUGAUGGAUACAUCGACACCCCAGGGGACGGGGAGCCUAACUUCAGCUCAACAGUCUUCUGUAGCCACCAAUCAGACGGACCCACGCCCUUUCCACCGUGCCCCAGAACAGCCCGCCAUGCUCCCCCUGUCACCAAGUUCCUACCUGACCUGAAGCUGCUGAGGGAUGUUAAAAUUAGUGUCAGUUUUACUGAAAACAACAACAGCAGCAGCAGUAGUACGAGUAGCAGUAGCAAAGAAAGGAAGGUGCUAUACACCGGUGAAGAGAAGGAGGAAGGCACUGACUACAGUCUAGAGAUGCAGAACGGUGUGUUGCAUGACUCGCUAGCAGAUCAGCAGUUAAAUCAGACUAGCUCUGCACCAAGGAGCACAGAUGACAAACAAUUAGAUGAAGAAGAUCUUGAAAACAAAGUAGAAUUUGCCGUCUUGGAUGACCUGGCUGACCUUUAUGACAACUUCCUGGAUCCUGAGGAUGGAGAGAAUAGUGGAUUCAAAUCUGAAGCUAUAGCUCAACCCGAAGCCAUGGCCUAUGAUAUGGAUUUUGACAAUGAUGUUGACGCACUGCUGGAGGAGGGCAUGCCUGUUCCCAAAAAGAUGCGAAUGUUGGAGGACAAAUCUGAUGCCGACAGCGAUCAAGCAUCAGACGGUGAAGGAAACGUUCAGCCCAUGAUGACCAAAAUUAAGACGGUGCUGAAGAGUCGAGGGCGUCCACCCACUGAGCCGCUGCCAGACGGAUGGAUCAUGACAUUCCACAACUCUGGCAUUCCUGUGUACUUGCAUCGGGAGACCCGAGUGGUCACCUGGUCCAGGCCGUACUUCCUUGGUACCGGCAGUAUCCGGAAACACGACCCUCCCACCAGCAGCAUCCCUUGCCUUCAAUACAAGAAAAUGAAGGAGCAGGAAGAGAAGGAGAUGAACGGUGAAGUGACUUCGACAGAGUCUCCUGUGAAACCCAGUGAGGAGUCCAAUGGUGAAGCUGAGAGCUCUGACGCGGCUGUUCAGGAGCAGGAGGCUGCGCCCACAUCCAGUAAUGCCGAUGAGGGUUCUGAUGUGGUGGAUGCUGCUGGUGUGACCAAGCCCAAAAACACUCCUGCUUUUGAAACAGCUCAGGGGGCCCUCGGGCAAGUCAAGGCCAAGGUGGAGGUCUGCAAAGAUGAGUCUAUAGAACUUGAAGAUUUUCGUAAUUAUCUGGUGAAGCGCUUCGACUUUGAACAAGUGACAGUCAAGAAGUUUCGCACCUGGGCAGAGCGACGGCAGUUCAACCGAGACAUGAAGAGGAAGCAGGCAGAGUCAGAAAGACCCAUCCUGCCUGCCAAUCAGAAACUCAUCACGCUGUCAGUCCAAGAUGCUCCGACCAAAAAAGAAUUUGUCAUCAACCCAAACGGGAAGUCGGAAGUCUGCAUCUUGCAUGAAUAUAUGCAACGCGUGCUGAAGGUUCGCCCUGUUUACAACUUUUUUGAAUGUGAGAACCCAAGUGAACCCUUCGGAGCGUCGGUCAUUAUAGACGGCGUCACCUAUGGCACAGGGAUCGCGAGCAGCAAGAAACUUGCCAAGAAUAAAGCAGCGCGAGCCACACUGGAGAUCCUCAUCCCUGACUUCGUGAAGCAGACAGCCGAUGAGAAGCCUGUUGAAGCUGACGAACUUGAGUAUUUUAACCAUAUCAGUAUUGAAGACUCCAGAGUGUAUGAGCUGACCAACAAAGCUGGACUCCUCUCUCCUUAUCAGAUUCUUCACGAGUGCCUUAAAAGGAAUCAUGGAAUGGGGGACACCAACAUUAAGUUUGAGGUGAUCCCAGGGAAAAACCAGAAGAGUGAAUACGUGAUGACAUGUGGGAAGCACACAGUGCGUGGAUGGUGCAAGAACAAGAGGGUGGGGAAGCAACUGGCCUCACAGAAGAUCCUGCAGAUGCUUCACCCGCACGUCAAGAACUGGGGCUCGCUGCUGCGGAUGUACGGCAGGGAGAGCAACAAGAUGGUGAAGAAGGAGAGUUCCGACAAGAGCGUGAUCGAGCUCCAACAGUUUGCCAAAAAGAACAAGCCAAACCUGCACAUCUUGAACAAACUGCAGGAGGAAAUGAGGAAACUGGCCAAGCAGAGGGAGGAAACAAGGAAGAAACCCAAGAUGACCAUCAUGGAGUCGGCUCAGCCGGGGAGCGAACCCCUCUGCACUGUGGACGUUUGACCUCAAAUAAUGUAACCCUCUGUCUGCGCGUCGCUGACCUUAUCGAGCGCUCACCUCGAGAUUAUGAAGAAGACUUACUCUCCCCGGCUCUCAUGCGUCCUCAGCUUCAAUUUGUCUUUGUUUAAAAUAGAAGGAGCAAACUUGAUUCAUUCUGCACUUGUGUCCCUAGAUCACUGGAGGGAUAGUUUUAAGCAUUUAUUUCAGCUCCAUUGCACAGCGCCCUCUUCUGUCCACUUCAGUACUGACUCAUGUUUCUAUUCUGGUGAAGUCAUCUUGUUGCUGGAGUUGAUCCAUUUCACGAAGGGCUACGCGCAGCGCACACAAGCCCCCUGUACAAACUUAGCAUUUGUCCAUCCACAACAUAUUUGAAGACUCUGCAGCAUGAGCAGGGAAAUAAAACACGGGACUUUGUCUUUUCAAUUUUGUGGCCGUUAAAUGUGACGUUUUACUGAGUCAGAUUCUUUCCUUCGACAAGGUGAAAACAUGGAAACCAAAGCUUCUAUCGACGUUUGUGCUGCAACUGUACGCUAGGAAAAAAAACAGCAGUGUGUUCAAGUUGUUUUCUACACGACAUGAUCUGCGUAGUGACGAGAAUGUGCUUUAUUUAGUGUGUCUGUUCUGCUUUGUGCGUGCUCAAGUUGAAAUACUGCAUUUAUGUUUCUUCGCUGGAAUUGAAGUAAAUAUUGCAAACUGACUUCUGUGAUAUUUGUUAUGCAAAAUAAAAUGUCUUGACUAGAGGAUGUGUUACACUGGAAUGA
This is a messenger RNA of Synchiropus splendidus (mandarinfish), 3470 nucleotides long. It is a transcript of the gene dgcr8, whose product is annotated as DGCR8 microprocessor complex subunit. Gene Ontology annotation, molecular function: double-stranded RNA binding; identical protein binding; primary miRNA binding. Gene Ontology annotation, cellular component: microprocessor complex. The transcript has 14 exons. Gene Ontology annotation, biological process: primary miRNA processing. The coding region runs from base 397 to 2712 and encodes 771 amino acids. The record is from RefSeq and is a predicted model, not a curated record. Lineage: Eukaryota; Metazoa; Chordata; Actinopteri; Syngnathiformes; Callionymidae.